UUGUUCUUAUUUUAUCAAUCCAACUCAAUAUAAUGGUCUUCCAUAUGGCCGUUCUUACACUGGAGCAUUUGUAUCAAAUAUUAGCUUGACUUCUGAGACAGUUCCCUUUGAUAAUAAUACAAAAUACAAAUGUGAUUUAGAAUAUGAUAUAUAUAAAAUUUUUCAAAAUUCACAAAAUACACCAACCCCAUUUGAAGAAUUAAUUGCUUACAAAAAUCAAUAUUAUUUAUCGAAGCCUAAUAAUGAUGGAUUUAUUUAUUAUUGGAGAUUUUAUAGAGUUAUAAGACAACCCAUAAGUUCGUCAUUUUUAGGUUAUAUUGGUUAUUCAUUGCACACCGAUUAUGGGAAUCGACCUUAUAUUGAAUCAGAUAUGCAGGCUGUACCAUUUCCGGAUACUAUUUUCCAGCGUUUGAAUGGAACUUAUUAUGUAGGGAUACAGUUUACGAUAGAUAAUCAUAUUUUUAUAAGGAAAGAAAUAGAACAAAGGAAAUGGCACAAUUUAUCCAUGGGUUUUGUGCAAAGGUCAAGGCUGUUUAGAGAAAAAUAUAAAGAAAAAUUCUCACCAUUAGCCGUAGAUUUACAAUCUGAUGAUCCUGAUAUCGACGACACAAUUAAAACCAAAGAAUAUGAGAUUUCCUCAAUUCAAAAACAACUUGAUAAUUUCGAAAAAAGGCUUAAAUUCUAUGAAAAUAUUAUCGAUAACUCAAUAUUAACUUUUAAUAAGACAGAUGCAUCUCCUACUACUGGCAGCAUUAUGUCUCCCUGA
Racocetra persica is the source of this 766-nucleotide messenger RNA. NCBI's taxonomy places the organism in Eukaryota, Fungi, Glomeromycota, Glomeromycetes, Diversisporales, Gigasporaceae. The record is from the annotation of a GenBank genome assembly.